Dalotia coriaria is the source of this 976-nucleotide messenger RNA. Its product is annotated as trypsin-6-like. Gene Ontology annotation, molecular function: serine-type endopeptidase activity. The record is from RefSeq and is a predicted model, not a curated record. Gene Ontology annotation, biological process: proteolysis. NCBI's taxonomy places the organism in Eukaryota, Metazoa, Arthropoda, Insecta, Coleoptera, Staphylinidae.
UACCUCUGCUUUGUUUGCAUGGUUCCUGUAUAUACCUAAUACCCAAUCUUUAUUAGAUAAGGCAAUUGUAUAAAAGCAAGUCGAUUAACUUUCGGAAUUCAUAGCGGCAAACAUGUUCAAGUUCGUCGUAUUGUGCGCAUUCCUCAUUGCGGGAAGCAAUGCUUUCCCCAGCCGAAUUGUCAAUGGCACCGAUGCCAAAGUGGGUGAAAUUCCUUACAUUGUAAGCGUGCAAAUAUUUGGCAGCCAUAACUGUGGAGGUUCCAUUUUGGAUGCUACUCACGUUUUGACCGCCGCUCAUUGCAUUGACGGAUACGAAUCCUACGAAAUGUACAUUCAAUAUGGUAUCAUUGAUAUCCAGUCUAAUGAAAACAAAAUCAAGGUCAGCAAGAAGGUGUAUCAUGAAGGUUAUUCUCCUGGUGGUGGAUACUUCAAUGACGUUGGCAUCUUGACACUUGAGGAACCAAUCCAGUUCAGCAAUGUUGCUCAACCCACAAUUUUGCCUGAGCAAGAUGAAGAAAUCCCUGAAGAAUCUCCUUCAGUCUUGGCUGGUUGGGGUUAUGAAAUGAGCGGUGGUUCAGUUCAAAGAUUUUUGAAACGUGUGGACUUGAAAAUCUACAGCAACGAUGAAUGCGAAGAAAGACACUCUAACCAAACUAACCGCAAAUACCACGUGUGCUCUGGUGUCGAUGAGGGUGGCAAGGGACAGUGCAGCGGAGACUCUGGUGGCCCACUUUAUUCUGAAGGCAAACAAGUCGGUGUUGUCUCCUGGUCUGUCAAGCCCUGCACCCUCAAGGGUUAUCCCGGUGUUUUCGCCAGGGUUUCUUCCUAUGUAGACUGGAUUAAAAACCAGAUGCAGAGCUAAACUAUUUCACGUAGUAAAUUAGUUAAGUAUACUUUAUUUUCAGUUAUUUAUUUGUUUAAAUUUCACAGUAAGAUGCUGUACUUUCAAUAAAUAAUUAUAACUGAACUAAAAAAA